This is a messenger RNA of Penicillium cataractarum, 282 nucleotides long. RefSeq lists its product as uncharacterized. Lineage: Eukaryota; Fungi; Ascomycota; Eurotiomycetes; Eurotiales; Aspergillaceae. The coding region runs from base 1 to 282 and encodes 93 amino acids. The record is from RefSeq and is a predicted model, not a curated record. The transcript has a single exon.
AUGGCCAACCACCGCUGGCAGCUGAUCGUGACGGCCGACUAUCCGAAAAGCAUUCAUCAACAGUACCGGAAGCUGCGAGCCGAGAACCCGGACAAGUUCUACACGACGGCCAACGUCGCGCCAGCCAAGCUCGAUGACCUGCUUGACGGUCGCGAUAUCGGGUAUCGCAUGGACGACGGCAUCCCGGCUCCCGGUACCAAGCCGCUGGCCAAGUUUAAGUUGGCCAACCUGCACGUCGUCGUCAAGGAGUCCAAAAGUACCUCACUAUGUGGCAAGCUUUGA